AUGACGACCACCGUGGUCAGGCCCGCACCCACUGUCGCUGAUCAAACGGGCCGAUUUGCAUCGUACGUCGAAAAAACAGUCGCUCUUUCAGAAUAUAUUCGCAAAAGUUAUGCUUUGUUCUUGAACGAUCGACCAAUCACCGUCUACUUCGUUACCGCGUUCCUGCUCGGCUCGCUGACCGCACUCGGAAUUCACCUCAAUCCGUUGCCGGAUUUUUCCGCGCCCACUCUAGGAUUCGACACCAGAGGGACUGUCCUGAGUGGUCGAGUUCAAGCAUGGAAUGCACUGGACGAAAAAACUGCCUAUUAUCCAGAGUCAAACAAGGAAUUUUUUCGGCAACUACCUCCAAGUGACGUAAUUCCUAGGUAA
This is a messenger RNA of Soboliphyme baturini, 369 nucleotides long. The record is from the annotation of a GenBank genome assembly. NCBI's taxonomy places the organism in Eukaryota, Metazoa, Nematoda, Enoplea, Dioctophymatida, Soboliphymatidae.